AUGUCUUCGCAACCAAACAGUUACCGCGAUCCCAGCAAAAAGCCAUUGACCACAGAAGAGCAAGACGGAAGUUAUCAUCUUCGCAAAGGACCAAAAGCCUAUCGCCCAAAGGCGCCGAGCGACGACGCCGAAGCUUCCUACGCAAAAGGAGCAGGAGGUGGGGAGAGCGGCCAGACUGCAGGAUCGGAGGCCCAAAGCUCAUUGACGUUUACGGCCAAGCCGGUGAAGAAAGAUGCAGGCGAUGGAGAAGAUAAACCCAAGAUGGUCAAGGCGAUAUUGAGACCUAAGGUCAAGGGAAAAGAUACAAAGGACGAGGGGGAAAGUGCACAAAAGAAGUGA
This is a messenger RNA of Alternaria ventricosa, 339 nucleotides long. RefSeq lists its product as uncharacterized. Lineage: Eukaryota; Fungi; Ascomycota; Dothideomycetes; Pleosporales; Pleosporaceae. The coding region runs from base 1 to 339 and encodes 112 amino acids. The record is from RefSeq and is a predicted model, not a curated record. The transcript has a single exon.